This is a messenger RNA of Scleropages formosus (Asian bonytongue), 2609 nucleotides long. RefSeq names its product lutropin-choriogonadotropic hormone receptor-like. The transcript has 10 exons. Gene Ontology annotation, cellular component: plasma membrane. Lineage: Eukaryota; Metazoa; Chordata; Actinopteri; Osteoglossiformes; Osteoglossidae. Gene Ontology annotation, molecular function: G protein-coupled peptide receptor activity; follicle-stimulating hormone receptor activity. The record is from RefSeq and is a predicted model, not a curated record. Gene Ontology annotation, biological process: follicle-stimulating hormone signaling pathway; hormone-mediated signaling pathway; male gonad development. The coding region runs from base 204 to 2192 and encodes 662 amino acids.
CCCUCCUCACUUUUAGGCGGAGCGCCAUGCGUCUCAACUCCAGCGACCCUUAGAAAAGUGGCUCAGACCGCAGCGUGACGCUCGCGCUCCUUUGAACCGAGAGUUCCGUGUGGGCGCUGGAGCUGUUGGCAAGUGAAGCAAAUCCGCGUGCACGAGAGAGGAGCGUUACUCUGGUUUAACACACCCAACGCCCAACCCCCGUGAUGCUCUGGCUGUACGUGUCGCUCCUGGGGCUCUUCCCACUGCUCUUGGACCCGAGGCCGGUGGGGGCCGAUGAUGGCUGCUUCAGCGAAAAGAACUCCUUCAUCUGCCUGGGGGACGAAGUGCGUCAGAUGCCCGCCGUCAUCCCCAGCGACACCACCAGCGUGGUGUUCAGGAUGACGAAGCUCAGGAUCAUACCGCCGCAAGCCUUCUGCGGACUGAGCGAAGUGUCCGAAAUCACGGUGAUAGAGAACGGGUUCCUGAAAGAGAUCGGAGCAUUCGCCUUCGCCAACCUGUCUAAAGUGGUUGAAAUAACAAUCACUGCAGCCAAACAUCUGGCUGUGAUCCAUAAGGAUGCCUUCUGGAAUCUACCGAAGCUGAGAUACCUGUCCAUCACGAACACCGGCCUCAAACAGCUGCCUGAUUUCACCAAGAUCAACUCAGCAGGAUAUGACUUCGUGCUUGACUUCCAGGACAACCUGUACGUAGACGUGAUUCCACCCAACGCCUUUCUGGGAAUGUACACUGACAUUGUGGACCACCUGAGACUGUCCAAGAACGGGAUCACUGAGGUGCAGAGCCAUGCCUUUAACGGCACGAAAAUGACGAGGCUGUUUCUCACGGGAAACCAGCAGUUAAGGCACAUCCACAGCCAGGCCUUCACGGGAGCAGAAGGCCCUGGUCUAUUAGACAUCUCGCGAACGGCUGUCAGCACCCUGCCGGAGAACAUGCUUCACGGCCUCAAGGUGUUGAAGGCCGUGGCAGUGCAGAACCUGAAGAAGCUGCCCAGCCCGAAGCUCUUCACUCAACUCAUCGAGGCCAACCUGACUUACCCGAGCCACUGCUGCGCCUUUGCCAACUUCAGGAGGAACAUGUCCACGCAGAGCCCAUACUGCAGUCUACCCGGCAUCGAGAAGGGAGAGCCAGGCUUCUUCAGGGAGUACUGUCAGACAAACAACGAGGUAUCCUGCUUCCCCAAGCCAGAUGCCUUCAACCCGUGCGAGGACAUCAUGGGCUUCACCUACCUGCGCGUGCUCAUCUGGCUCAUCAGCGUGUUGGCGAUUGCCGGCAACUUGCUGGUGUUAACCGUGCUGCUGAGCAGCCACUACAAGCUCACCGUGCCACGCUUCCUCAUGUGUCACCUGGCCUUCGCUGACCUCUGUAUGGGUGUCUACCUGCUGCUCAUCGCCACCAUGGACACCCACACUCGCUCGCAGUACUACAACUACGGAAUUGACUGGCAAACAGGACCCGGAUGCACUACUGCCGGUUUCAUCACUGUCUUCGCUAGCGAGUUGUCCAUCUACACACUCACGGCGGUCACUGUCGAGCGCUGGCAUUCCAUCACGUUUGCGCUCCAAGUAGAACGACACCUGCGGCUGUGGCACGCUCGCGCCAUCAUGGCCGUCGGCUGGCUCUUUGCCUUGCUGGCCGCCAUGCUCCCUGUGGUCGGGGUUAGCAGCUACUCCAAAGUGAGCAUCUGCCUGCCGAUGGAUGUGGAGACGACAGUAGCCCAGGUGUACGUGGUGGGGCUGCUGCUGCUGAACGCCCUGGCCUUCCUGGUAAUGUGCAUCUGCUACGUGCACAUCUACAUGACUGUGCGCAAUCCCAGCUUUGUUCGAGCCAGUGCCGACAUGCGCAUGGCGCAGCGGAUGGCCGUGCUUAUCUUCACCAACUUCCUCUGCAUGGCUCCCAUCUCCUUCUUCGCAAUCUUGGCCGCGUUCAAGCUACCCCUCAUCACCUUAUCCCACGCCAAGGUGCUGCUGGUGUUCUUCUACCCCAUCAACUCGUGUGCCAACCCCUUCCUCUACGCCUUCUUUACCACGACCUUCAAGAGGGACUUCUUCAUCCUGGCUAGCCGCUUUGGGUGCUUCAAAGCCAGAGCGCAGAUGUGCCGCACUGAGAUGUCCUCACCCCAGAUCAGAGUCUUGUACACCACCCACAAAACCACCGAUGCCACCCGCAACCCUCAACCCUCUGGUGCCACUUAACCAUAACCACUGACUUCUGACCCCAGUUACCUUAACCUUUGACACCUGCAUCUGUCAAACUCCUUCACUCCUCAUCCACCACGGAUGGGACUGCAAUCAGUUUACAGGCGACUGUUAGGUUUGUUGCAAUCUUCAACUGCCAAGUAAACAAACACAAAGUUAGUUGUCCCCGCAGGGAAUCUGUAGAUGUGUUUUUCGGAUGCCGUUGCAGCUGUUCGGUAGUCAUGGACCGCCGACCUUUGUAAAGCACAGAACUGACUGGACUGCAUAGAGCAAAGGUCCCACAAUUCUGUGCAUUAAUUAUGAAUGCAAAGCCUACUUUUUAGUCAUUAUUUUUUCGAUGGUCAGUAGUCUCUCUGUUAGCAAUCUAAAUGUAUCUUUGUAACAAACACAAUAAAGUUAUAUAAAUGCUUGGAA